UUGAAUGGGACAGGGUACAUCAAACUACAGCGCUUGUUUUGCAGCGAGAUAGGACACAUGUGGCACGGCACAGGCUGUAAAUAGUCCGUCGUCGCUUUUUCUGCUGGAUUACUGCUUGGAGAAUUCUGGACUGUAUUAGGCUCUACUAUAAAUGGAGUAACAGUUCAACUUUUUAACGGGUUUUACUCUGGUUGGAUCUGCUCUACGAUGAGUGAAGAGGAGCUAAGAAGCUCCCCCGCUGCUUUCAGAGAGUGAGGAGGAUUAGGCUGGUGCUCAGUGGAGGCACGACGGCACUCUCACACGGCAACCGGAGCUGGAGCCAUGAGCAGGGCGCUUACGGAGCACAUCAUCAGUAGCUUCCGAGAAGAUGCUCCUCGUCCUCCGGUACCGGGGGAGGAGGGAGAGGCGUCAUGCUACAACCCCAGCAGAUCUGCCAAAAUGAGAGCCCAGAGCAAGGUUAAAGAUAUCCCCGCCGCCUCCGCGCCUCCCGGCUCCACGCCGCGGAGGAACGAGGAUGGACUCGGGGAGCCAGAGGGCAGCGCGUCCCCGGACUCGCCCCUAGUCCGGUGGACAAAGUCACUGCAUUUUCUCCUGGGUGACCAAGACGGCGCUCACCUCUUUAGGACCUUUUUGGAGCGGGAGAAUUGCGUGGACACUUUGGACUUUUGGUUCGCCUGCAACGGCUUCAGGCAAAUGGACUUAAAGGAUACCAAAACGUUACGAGUUGCCAAAGUUAUUUUCAAGCGGUACAUCGAGAACAACAGCAUUGUGGCCAAGCAGCUGAAACCGGCCACCAAGACCUUCAUAAAGGAUAGUAUUAAGAAACAACAAAUAGACUCGGCCAUGUUUGACCAGGCACAGACGGAAAUUCAGUCAAACAUGGAAGACAAUGCAUACCAGAUGUUUUUGACCUCUGACAUAUACCUCGAAUACGUGCGCACGGGCUGUGAGAACGCAGCAUACAUGAACCACGGGAGUAUCGGCAGCCUGAAGUUGAUGUGCGGAUACCUUCCUCCUCUCAUGGAGGAAGAGGAGUGGAGUUGUAAUGACCUGAAGGCAAAAACGUUAGGGUCUGUUGUUGGACUGUCUGCGAAAACCCUGAGGGCUACUGCUACCAUCCGGACAGCAGCUGCAGUGCUGGAGAAUAGUUGCAGGCCCCAUCGUCGAGGAGACCCUGCCAGCCCUUACUUUGUCAACUCCGGAUACAUUUUUGCCCCCGCCACCAGUGCCAACGACAGCGAGAUCUCCAGCGAUGCUACGACGGAUGAUUCCAUGUCCAUGACAGACAGUAGCGUAGAUGGAAUCCCUCCAUAUAAACUGGGCACAAAGAAGCAACUCCAGCGAGAGAUGCACCGCAGUGUCAAGAUCAAUGGCCAGAUUACACUACCCCACUUUCCUAGGACACAUCGGCUGCCUAAGGAGAUGACCCCUGUGGAGCCGUCGGCCUUUGCUGCACAGCUCAUAUCCAAGCUGGAGAAGCUGAAGCGAGAGCAGGACACCAUAAGCUCGUUGGAGGAGAGGCUGCAGCAGAUCCAGGAGGAGGAGGAAAGGGAGGAGAGCAGUGAUCCCACCAGCAGCACCUCCAUCCAACACCCUCUGCUCCCGUCUGGCAGUCAGUGUGAGGAAGACCCUCAGGCUAUCCUGGACGAGCACCUGUCCCGUGUGCUGAAGACACCCGGCUGCCAGUCACCAGGUGUGGUUCGGCACUCGCCACGCUCUCGCUCUCCAGAUCAGACAGAAGCUCUGGUGUCCUCUGGCCACGGGCCCUUCUUCGGUGCCUACCCUGGGGCAGCCAAGGUUCUCAUGACUGGCCGUCAGUCCACAAAGCACAUCCACCACCACUACAUCCACCAUCACCACGCUGGGCCCAGGACCAAGGAGCAGAUUGAGGCCGAGGCGGCUCAGCGCGUGCAGUGCCUCUGCCCUCCAGGGGGCGCCAAUUAUUCCGACUUCACCCCUGCUCGCUGCAGCACUUUGUCCAAGCGGCCAAUCAAGGCCAUCGAUGAGGGCGUGUCCACCCGCCUUCCCCUAGAUGCCACCGACCGCUCUCAGAAUGUUUGGCAGUGGAUCCUCGAGAGUGAGAGGCAGGGCAAGCAUAAGCCACACAGCACACAAGGCCUAAAGAAGUCCAACCCUCUCGACUCAAAGACUCUGCCCAGCCGGACUCACUCCUCUUGGGGCGGAGGCGGCAUUGGCAGCGGAGCUCACCUCCGUGGCCACCACCCCGGCCACCCUUUCAUCCAGGACCCGGCCAUGCCCCCCCUACCCCCACCCAACACCCUGGCACAGCUGGAGGAGGCCUGCCGCAGACUAGAAGAAGUCUCCAAGCCCCCAAAACAAAGGCAUUCAACAGCAGCCAGCAGCCUUCCGAGAGACAGAAGCCAUCCGGCAGCUGGAGGCACCCCGCUCUCCAGCCCCGGACUCACAGCAGACGAGUCUAAGGAGCUCAUGGUCACCUACUUCUUCUGUGGUGAAGAGAUUCCUUAUCGCAGCAUGAUGAAGACCCACUGCCUCACCCUGGGACACUUCAAAGAACAGCUUAGCAAGAAAGGCAACUACCGGUACUACUUCAAGAAAGCCAGCGAUGAGUUUGAGUGCGGUGCCGUGUUCGAGGAGGUGUUGGAGGAUGCCAACUUGUUGCCCAUGUACGAGGGCAAGGUCCUGGGCAAGGUGGAGAGGAUGGACUGAAAGCCACUUUGUUGCCAACCAACCCUUCUCCCGCCCAACCAAAAGCUAAACUGUCCCUAAAGAAACUUGAGCAAGAGACUCUUUGUAAUUAACAAAAAAUACUCUAGACUCCUAUUUUUUUUUUUUUUCUAUUUCUUAAUAUUAAGCUAAACAGAGUUAAUAUAUCCAGCACAAGAGGAGCGAUUGAAGGAAGACGAGCCAAUGAAGUAUGCCGAACCCAGAGGAGGCACCGCCCCUCCCUGACUUUAUCAACCAAUCAGCCU
Trematomus bernacchii (emerald rockcod) is the source of this 2951-nucleotide messenger RNA. RefSeq names its product axin-2-like. Bases 322 to 2688 code for a protein of 788 amino acids. NCBI's taxonomy places the organism in Eukaryota, Metazoa, Chordata, Actinopteri, Perciformes, Nototheniidae. Gene Ontology annotation, biological process: negative regulation of canonical Wnt signaling pathway. The transcript is spliced from 11 exons. The record is from RefSeq and is a predicted model, not a curated record.